CCCGUCACCGUCACUCAGCCGAUACUUCACCGCCAGGGCCUCGCUUACAACCUUCUCCGCCCCCGUUGAGAUACGAGCGCCCUCGGCCAGGAGGCGGGCCCGGCUCGGCCCGAUCCACCUCAGCGGCCUCGGGGAGCCCCGCUCUACCUCCCACCUCCCUCCCUCCCUCCCUCUCGGUGGGCCGACAGCUGUGCGCUGGCCUCCCCGCCCCAUGUAAAUGGCGUCCGAUACGAGUGACACGGAGGCCGAGGAGUUCUACGACGCGGCUGAAGAUGUCAGUCUGGUCUCCUCACCGCCUGUGUCGCCAGCAAAAAUAAUCUUGGCUUCCACAAAGGAUAAAACAGAUAUUCACACACAGGAACUUGAACAAGAUUUGCCAUUUGAAGAACACAGUCAUGAAGAUAAUAAAGAUGAGAUCCUUGAUAAAGAAGAAUCCGAUUGCCACCCGAAGAAUCAGCCAAAGGAUGAAUCCUCAGAGAUUGGAGAAGAGAAUGGUGUAAAAACAGACCAAGUUGCAGUAACCACAUCAUCUGAAGCUAAUCUACUUAGCAGUUUCCCUGAGCUCUUAAUCACCGAUCAGAUAGUGUGUUCUAAGCCAAAGGAAUUCAUAGAGCAAAGUACCUUUGAUGAAAAGACUGAGAACACAGGUUUUCCACAAGAAACUCAGACAUCUUUAUCCUCUUUAGAAACUCAAUUAGUACUGCCAAUAAAUGAUGGGAAUAGAAAACCAGUUACUGAAAUGUGCCAGGAUAAAGCCAACGAAAACGCGUUUACAACUUCACAGCAGCCAUCAGACAAAGCUGAGAGAAUCAAAGAGGUCAAGAAGGCAGACAUUUUGGAAAAUGUUACUGAAGACUGUUUGCCCCUCCAAGAGGUGUUCUCAGCUGAAAAACAACCAACAAAACCGCCAAGACAGGUUAACAUUGAACCUGAUCUAAUAGUUAGCACCAAGAAACCUACGCCACUGAGACCUCCCCCACCAGGAACCAACGUGCCCCCUCCUCGACCACCACCACCUGCACGACCUGCCCCUCCGCCUCGUAAAAAGAAAAGUGACAUUGCCUUCGAUGCAAACAGACCUUCAGCUCUAGAAGUUCUUGCGGAUCCUGUUGCAUCCAGUGGGCUUGUGAGUCCCAGCACCGCUGUGGAAAAUCUAACCAAAGAACUGCAGCAUUCCUUAGAUCUUGCAAGUGCAACCAGUGGGGAAAAAAUUGUGACUGCACAGGAAAAUGGAAAAGUAACAGGAGAAUCUGAUGACCCUGGAGCUGAAGUUAUAGGACCACAAAGACCAAGAUCAAACUCUGGACGAGAACUUACAGAUGAGGAAAUUCUAGCAAGUGUGAUGGUAAAGAAUCUAGACACUGGGGAAGAGAUCCCUUUGAAUAUGGCCGAGGAAAAACUUCCCAAAGGCCUUAACCCUCUAACAUUACACAUUAUGCGCCGAACAAAAGAGUAUGUGAGUAAUGAUGCUGCGCAGUCAGAUGAUGAAGAAAAGAUCCAGCAAUCUGAGUCAGAUGGUCACAAAAUCAAGCAGAAGACGAAUCAGCUAAAGAAGUUUUUGGGUAAAUCUGUGAAGAGAGCCAAGCAUUUCGCUGAAGAAUAUGGUGAAAAAGCUGUAAACAAGGUGAAAAGUGUCCGAGAUGAAGUGUUCCACAUGGACCAAGAUGAUGCUUCAUCCAGUGAUGAUGAGGGAAUGCCUUACACAAGACCUGUUAAGUUCAAAGCAGCACAUGGCUUCAAAGGGCCUUAUGACUUUGACCAGGUUAAAGUGGUGCAAGAUCUCAGCGGAGAGCACAUGGGGGCUGUGUGGACAAUGAAAUUUUCACAUUGUGGCCGUUUACUUGCAACAGCUGGACAAGAUAAUGUUGUAAGGAUAUGGGUUUUAAAAAACGCUUGGGACUAUUUCAACAAUAUGAGAAUGAAAUACAACACUGAAGGACGCGUCUCACCAUCCCCUUCACAAGAAAGUUUAAAUUCAUCAAAAUCUGAUACAGACACAGGGGCUUACAGUGGAGCUGAAGAGUCUGAUCCUGAAGAUAAAAAUGCACCGUUUAGACAGCAUCCAUUUUGCAAAUACAAAGGACAUACUGCUGACCUUCUCGACCUUUCGUGGUCAAAGAACUACUUUUUACUGUCUUCGUCUAUGGAUAAAACAGUACGAUUGUGGCACAUAUCCAGAAGAGAGUGUCUUUGCUGCUUUCAACAUAUAGAUUUUGUUACUGCUAUAGCUUUCCAUCCAAGGGAUGAUAGGUAUUUCCUAAGUGGUUCUCUGGAUGGCAAACUCAGAUUGUGGAACAUUCCAGACAAGAAGGUAGCAUUAUGGAAUGAAAUUGAUGGACAAACAAAACUGAUAACAGCAGCAAAUUUCUGCCAAAAUGGCAAAUAUGCAGUGAUUGGCACCUAUGAUGGGAGGUGCAUCUUCUAUGACACUGAGCAUUUGAAGUAUCAUACCCAGAUCCAUGUCCGCUCGACCAGAGGGAGAAACAGAGUUGGGAGAAAAAUUACUGGCAUUGAACCAUUGCCUGGUGAAAACAAGAUCCUUGUGACUUCCAAUGAUUCAAGAAUUCGCCUAUACGAUCUUAGAGAUUUGUCCAUUUCUAUGAAAUACAAAGGCUAUGUUAACAGCAGCAGCCAAAUCAAAGCAAGUUUUAGUCAUGAUUACACUUACAUAGUAAGUGGAUCUGAAGAUAGAUACUUUUAUAUCUGGAGCACCUACCAUGAUGUCAGCAAAUUUACUUCAGUGCGAAGGGAUCGAAAUGACUUCUGGGAGGGCAUUAAAGCACAUAAUGCAGUGGUCACAUCAGCAAUAUUUGCCCCAAAUCCAAGCCUAAUGGUCCCAGAUGUACCCCAGGCAGAGAAAAGUGAGAAAACAGAAGGCGAUAACGUGAAUAUUGAUACUCCAGCAUUGGAUCAAAUACUUUCUGGUGCACAAAAAUCCAAUACUGCAGAGGUAUUCUUGUCCGCUGAUUUCACAGGAGCAAUCAAAGUUUUUAUCAAGAAAAAGAACUAAUUCUGUUAUAUUAUUGAAAUCAAACUCUGAUGUGGCAUAUUAUACUUUGUUGCAAAUACUGUGCUUAUAAUUACUACUGGUGACAUCGGAAAUUGAAACAUUGCAAUGGCUAAUACUGUUAUAAAUUCAGUUUUAAGCUCAAGUUCACAAAGUUGGUUUGGACAUGGAGAUUGGUUGUGCAGUAAAAAAAACAGCAGAAAUUGCUGUUAACAUCCUUGUGUGGAGCAUUUAAAGAUUAAAGUCCAUAAGUACCCUGUCCAUCCUCAGAAACAGUAUAGUUGUGCUUUGCAUAUUGAAUUUGUAUUUAUUUCUGUGAAUAUUGGUCACAGGAUCAGUUGUUGGGAUUCUGUUUGAAAAAAUAAAAAUUGAUUUCAUAGUUCAUAGUGUGCCUUGUAAGGUAUCUGGUAAAACUAGCUCUGGCCCAUUUGUGAAAGUGUAUCAAUGAUGAUCAUAGCGAAAAUCUGUUUUGUUUGUGGUUGAAUCAAUUUAACAGAAAUUACUGCCUAUGCAUUUUGUGCACAAGACGCAAUGUUUCUUUUAAAAGUUGAUACCAAGUUAAAAUAAUUACUGUCAAUUACAACUGCAAAUAUGCUUUGGGAAAAAAUAUCAAGAUGUUUCUAAAAUGUACGAAAUGCAUUGUUCUAAAAGUGCAUAGCCACUGAUAAUCCAGCUGUGUGCUUUUCCUUUGUUUUAUAUAUUCUGUUUUUGAGCUCUACCUUUUUUUACUCUGUACACUAGGUUAUGAAUAUCCGAUUUUCUUUGUGGCGUUUAUUGCCGAUACUUUUCAUUCUGCUGGUACUAGGCUGAAUGAAUUCUUGAACCAACCUUUACAUUGUGUUAAACCAAUUUAUGUUCAAACUGUGUAAAAUAGCUGUGAUGAAAUUUUAAUUUGUUUGUCGGCUUUGUGAUAAGAUGAGAGAACUGUUUGCUGUUAUGGCACGUGGCACUCAGAUAGGGACAUCUAUGUAUAUAAGACUAUUCAAUACCAAUGAAAUAGCAUUCCUAGAUCAAUUGCACUAGUGAGUGUUAUUGAUGGUUGUUAGUCUGAAAUAAGCAAAAUGUAUAAAUAAAGAUUGCUUUGUCAACAGUGAA
Callorhinchus milii (elephant shark) is the source of this 4102-nucleotide messenger RNA. It is a transcript of the gene wdr44, whose product is annotated as WD repeat domain 44. Gene Ontology annotation, molecular function: protein binding. The transcript is spliced from 20 exons. Bases 218 to 3010 code for a protein of 930 amino acids. Lineage: Eukaryota; Metazoa; Chordata; Chondrichthyes; Chimaeriformes; Callorhinchidae. The record is from RefSeq and is a predicted model, not a curated record.